GAAUGCACAAACGAAAUAUGGUAUAUGCAAACAGUGGGCUAGUAGUCAGACAUGAAGAGAAUCCAAGUUUUGACACAUGCUAUAACAAGGAUAAACCUUGAAAACACUAUGCUGAGAAAAAUAAGUCAGUCGAAAAGGACAGAUAUUGAUCUAACUUACAUGAAAUAUCUAGAGUACAUAAGUGUAUAAAGACAAAGUUUAUUAUUGGUUAGCAGGGACAGGUGGGAGAGAGGAAGAAAAGAGAAUUAAAUGCUUAGGGACACUAAGCUUUUGUUAAGGGCAAUGGAAAAAUUGGGAAAUGGAUAAGGGCGAUAGUUGAACAACAUAAUGAACAUAAGUUAAUGUCACUGAAUUAUACAUGUGAAGAAUGUUGAAAUGGCAGGUUUUGUUACAUAUAUAUUUUAAAAAAUGGAAGAAAAAAUGCCUUAGAACCUUUAUUUACCUAUCAAAAAACUUAAGAAUUUACAAAUCAAUAGAACCAAGACAUUAAUUGUUUAUUAGGGUGAAAAUGCUUAAUAAACUUGAAGUUGCAUUAAUAAAAAUGGUUUUCUUUGCAGGUAAUGUAAUUAACGGUCACAUGAAAUACAUGGAGAAUAAGAACAAUGUGACAGAGUUUGUUCUAUUGGGGCUUACAGAAAAUCCAAAGAUGCAGAAAGUUACAUUUGCUGUGUUUUUUGUCAUCUAUACCAUCACUGUGGUAGGAAAUAUGCUCAUUGUGGUCACCAUCACUGCCAGCCCAUUGCUGGGAUCCCCCAUGUACUUCUUCCUGGCCUAUCUCUCCUUUAUAGACGCUUGCUAUUCUUCUGUCAGUACCCCUAAACUGAUUGUGGAUUCACUCCAUAAAAGGAAGACUAUCCCAUUCAAUGGAUGUAUGACUCAAGUCUUUGGGGAACAUUUCUUCGGAGGUGCUGAGGUCAUCCUUCUUACGGUGAUGGCUUAUGACCGUUAUGUGGCCAUCUGCAAGCCUUUACACUACACAACUAUCAUGAACCAGAGAGUGUGUGGUCUGCUAAUUGGAGUCUCCUGGGUGGGAGGCUUUCUCCAUGCAAUCAUACAGAUCCUCUUCAUCUUUAGAUUACCCUUCUGUGGCUCUAACAUCAUAGACCACUUUAUGUGUGAUCUGAACCCUUUGCUCAGUCUUGCCUGUACUGAUACCCACACUCUAGGGCUCUUUGUUGCUGCCAACAGUGGGUUCAUCUGCCUGUUAAACUUUCUCCUCUUGCUGGUCUCCUAUGUGGUCAUCCUGUGCUCCUUAAGGACCCACAGCUUAGAGGGGAGGCGUAAAGCUCUCUCAAUUUGUGUUUCCCACAUCACGGUGGUUGUCUUAUUCUUUGUGCCCUGCAUGUUUGUGUACAUGAGACCCGCAGCUACUUUAUUUGUUGACAAAGCAGUUGCUGUAUUCUACACCAUCAUAACUCCAAUGUUAAAUCCUUUAAUAUAUACCUUCAGAAAUGCCCAGAUGAAAAAUGCCCUUGUGAAAUUGUGCAGCAGGGAAUCUAUUUCAGGUGACAAACAUAUCUAG
Molecule: messenger RNA, 1522 nt
Organism: Loxodonta africana (African savanna elephant)
Lineage: Eukaryota; Metazoa; Chordata; Mammalia; Proboscidea; Elephantidae
Product: olfactory receptor 4C46-like
Exons: 1
Coding region: 509-1522 (337 amino acids)
Biological process (GO): G protein-coupled receptor signaling pathway
Cellular component (GO): plasma membrane
Molecular function (GO): G protein-coupled receptor activity; olfactory receptor activity
Source: RefSeq, a predicted model, not a curated record